Molecule: messenger RNA, 1129 nt
Organism: Populus nigra (black poplar)
Lineage: Eukaryota; Viridiplantae; Streptophyta; Magnoliopsida; Malpighiales; Salicaceae
Product: NDR1/HIN1-like protein 26
Exons: 2
Coding region: 171-803 (210 amino acids)
Biological process (GO): defense response to other organism
Source: RefSeq, a predicted model, not a curated record
AUUAGCAACUCCCAUAAUCGGGAUAAGCACCAGUCAAAAUAAUUGCUGCUUUGUGUGUUUCCCAGUGCUCCUUUUAUUAACCCCGUCAUUUCUCCCUUCCUUAGCCCUGUAAACUUGCUGUUCUCCUCCUCUCCCCUUCCCUCUCUCUCUGUUUUGCCUCCCUACUGCAAAUGUCUCAAGUCUCCAUAAAAUCUCCAAAACACUGUGCUAAGCAAGGACUUAACUUCGACAAGCUCUACAAAAAGCUUUUCUUUGCCUUCUCAGGAAUCUUUACCACUCUUCUCUUACUAAUACUGAUGAUCUGGCUUAUCCUGCGACCUGCCAAGCCUGAGUUCACUCUCAAAGAGGCUGAUAUCUACCAACUCAGCCUCUCUGGUCCUAACCUUCUCAACUCCUCUAUCCAACUCACCCUACUUUCUAAGAACCCAAAUCAAAAGGUCAGCAUUUACUACGAGGAGUUACAAGUUUAUGCUGCCUACAAGGGUCAACAGAUUACUGUUGACACCUUCGUUCCCCCAUUCUACCAAGGACAUCAGGAUAGCAAUCUAUUAACAGCAUCUUUGGUUGGAACUGGAUUACCUGUGGCUCCAUCCUUCAAUUACGAAGUGGGGCGUGAUCGAACUGCUGGAAAACUAGUUCUAAAUCUAAAGGUGAAUGGAAGAAUCAGGUGGAAGGUCGGAACUUGGGUUUCAGGGCGAUACAGAAUUAAUGUUAAUUGCCUUGCUGUUAUGGCUCUUGGACCUACUCUCCCAACAGGACCUUUGAGUUCAAGGCAAGGGACUAUAUGUUCCACCACUGUCUGAAUAAGAUCCGCCAGGCAACAAACUAAGCUGCUUAAAGAAACGGCGUGAGAAUGAUAGAGAUGAGAAUCUGAGGAGAAAAGGAGAUAAAAGGCGGGAAAUUUACACUCUACCUUUGCUAAGAAUGAAAUAUCCACGUCAAUCCCUCAGCUUUAAUACUCACAAGAUAACAUUAUUCUAGCCACAACUACUGGGUCCCUAUGGCCAUUAGAUUUCUGGAAUCUUUUCUCAAAUUCACUUUCUUUUCUCUGGAUUUCAACCAUACUCAUGUUGUGGAAUUGGAUCUGUAUGCUAAUGAAUAUACUAAAGAACAUACUAAUUCCAGGUAA